UUUUAUUGAUUUUGGCUUGUUGUCACGAACAUGGCAGUGAUGGGAGGCUUUAAAUAUAUUUUAUCGUUGGCAGCAGUGUUAUUUGUUUCUAUCAAUAUUGGUGUACAAGCACAAUGUUCGGAAGGUACUAUUAAAGAAAUGGAAGGCAUUUUUGUUCAGAACUUUACACAGAAUCGAGCUAUGGCUGCUAUGUGUCUGCAUUCCGCCUUUCAUGACUGCUGGAACGGAUGUAACGGUGCUUUGUUUCUACCAGAGGAAAUAGUUAGACCUGAGAAUGCUGGAUUGCCACCACUGAAACCACUGUUGAUGCCUUUUGCGUCGCAAUUCCCCUGUAUUAGUAUUGCUGAUUUGAUCAACUCAUGUGCAGUCACCGCGCUCAAAUUUUUGGGAGGUCCAGAAGUCCCAGUUUAUUAUGGUAGACUGGACAGAAACGUUCCUGAUCCAGCUGGUUUGAUUCCCGAACCCACCAUGAGUCUAUCAGCUCUUAUCUCUGCCUUUAAUGCAAUUGGAUUUACAAAAGAAAACGUAGUAACAUUAUCAGGUGCCCACAGUGUGGGAGUUUGCCACGGUGUUCCUAUGUGUCCUGGUCAUAAUAAUACCUUUGGCAAUCAUUAUUACAAGGAACUUAUUGACGGAGACUUUGAAGGCAAAUUGGGUACGGAUAUUGAGCUCUUAGAUGACAAUACGAUGAGGAGUUUGGUUCAACAAUAUGCCAAUGAUCAACAACAAUUCUUUGAUGACUUUACCACUGUAUUUGGGAAAUAUAUUUCUAGGAUACAUUGUAACCAAACUUCGUCAGGUCCCUGUCCCUUGGAUGACAUCGGUGUAUCUACACCUGCUCCAUCACCGGAAUCAGUUCAACCUGUAUCUUCUGAACCUAGCAUUCCUUCUAACCCAUUCCCAGCUUUUGGCAGUGAACCGUCAGCACCAUCCGAACCAUCAGCACCAUCCUCAUCGUCUCCAUUUGGCAGUAGCAGCGAACCUGUUUUCUUCCCAAUAUAGAAAAUCGAACUGACAAGUAGUGUGAAACUCCAAAGGGGGUUAGCUAGUAAAUAAAGGUCAAAAUUUUUCA
Molecule: messenger RNA, 1072 nt
Organism: Galdieria sulphuraria
Lineage: Eukaryota; Rhodophyta; Bangiophyceae; Galdieriales; Galdieriaceae
Product: peroxidase
Exons: 3
Coding region: 31-1002 (323 amino acids)
Biological process (GO): cellular response to oxidative stress; response to reactive oxygen species; hydrogen peroxide catabolic process
Molecular function (GO): heme binding; peroxidase activity
Source: RefSeq, a predicted model, not a curated record